This is a messenger RNA of Ochotona princeps (American pika), 764 nucleotides long. RefSeq names its product mitochondrial ribosomal protein L17 (gene MRPL17). Lineage: Eukaryota; Metazoa; Chordata; Mammalia; Lagomorpha; Ochotonidae. Gene Ontology annotation, molecular function: structural constituent of ribosome. Bases 53 to 583 code for a protein of 176 amino acids. Gene Ontology annotation, biological process: translation. The record is from RefSeq and is a predicted model, not a curated record. The transcript has 3 exons. Gene Ontology annotation, cellular component: mitochondrial large ribosomal subunit; ribosome.
CUCCCGGGCUCGCACUUCCGGCGUCUGCGGGGGAGGCGGGCCCGCUGCGGACAUGCGGCUGUCUCUCUCCUCCGCCAUCUCGCACGGCCGCGUCUUCCGCCGCCUGGGCCUCGGACCCGAGUCCCGCAUCCACCUGCUGCGGAACUUGCUCACCGGGCUGGUGCGACACGAGCGCAUCGAGGCGUCAUGGGCGCGCGUGGACGAGAUGCGCGGCUACGCCGAGAAGCUCAUCGACUAUGGGAAACUGGGAGACACCAACGAACGAGCCAUGCGCAUGGCUGACUUCUGGCUCACGGAGAAGGACUUGAUCCCAAAGCUGUUUAAAGUACUGGCACCGCGGUUCCAAGGUCAGAAUGGGGGCUACACGAGAAUGCUGCAGAUCCCAAAUCGGAGCGAGCAGGAUCGGGCCAAGAUGGCUGUGAUCGAGUAUAAAGGGAACUGCCUGCCCCCGCUGCCUCUGCCUCGCCGAGACAGCAACCUCACACUCCUCAACCAGCUGCUGCAGGGACUGCAGGAGGACCUGAGGCGGACCCAGGCAACCAGCGCUGGCAGCUUCCACACAACACCCACGCGGGGGGCUUAGCUAGAGCUGAUGGGCCUGGAGCUCUCCCAGCGUCCAUAAUGACAGGCCUCCAUAGCUCUUCCCUGUCUGAGGAGCCCUGCCGUGAGAACUGUGAAAUGGAUGGUCUUAACGGGGUCCUGAAUCUUCUGGGAAGCCAAAUGGCCCUUGAUUUGCAUCAUAGAUAAAAUUCCUUACAUUAAUA